AUUUUGUCAGGCAUGAAUUUAAUGACAUUACGAGGAAACAAUUCGGAAGCUUUUUUGGAAACACACACAUUUAUUAAAAAUAGACUUGAAGAGCUUAAACUUGAGGGAAAAUCUGUUGAAGGAAAUGUUGAAAUAAAUGUCAAAGGAAUGCCGAAUUUUGUUAAUGCAGGGAGUAAGAAGACAAACAGAUUUACUCAAAUUUAUUGA
Meloidogyne enterolobii is the source of this 207-nucleotide messenger RNA. The record is from the annotation of a GenBank genome assembly. Lineage: Eukaryota; Metazoa; Nematoda; Chromadorea; Rhabditida; Meloidogynidae.